AUGGAGCGUGGCCUCCUCAAUGCUCGUGGGUUCAUCCGUAUCUGGCUGUUCAGGGGCCAGCAUAAUAGCCUCGGUAAUCAGCGCCUCGCACCGACUCUCAGCAUCGUCCUCCCAGCUGAGAUCUGUCAUGUAGACCUCGGCAACGGCGCAGAGUGUAUCUGCCAGCUUUCUUCGUUUCUCUUGUGCAAGCCAAAGAAACUUUUCGGCACCGCCACCCAAAUCUUCCGGAAGCGAACCAUCUUCAUCCACCUUGACGGCAGACAGGAAGAACUGGCGAGCACUGUUAACCUCUCCCAACUCGACAUGUAUUUGACCCAGAAGGGACAGCGCGGCGCCAGCCUGUCGUCCGUUGUCUCCGAUGUGAUCAUACGCUGUCCUGGCGACUCUGGCGGCGCCCUCCGCAUCGCCGACCUCGAGCAUGCCGAUGGCUUGCACGAGAAGCUCUCUGGGGUUGACAUUUGA
Molecule: messenger RNA, 462 nt
Organism: Podospora pseudocomata
Lineage: Eukaryota; Fungi; Ascomycota; Sordariomycetes; Sordariales; Podosporaceae
Exons: 3
Coding region: 1-462 (153 amino acids)
Source: RefSeq, a predicted model, not a curated record